AAAGUUGACUAAAUAAAUGUACAUUAAAAACAAUACUUACAAGUAAGAAAAAUAAAAAAAUCUGACCGACCACUUUCAUAAUAAUAGCAAAUCCAUACUAGUUUUCAUUCACAAGUCACAACCGCAAUCUGCAACGGUCUAAAUCCCUUAUCCAAAAACCUCAUCCUAUUGCUCUUUCCCUCCACCUCUCAUUCCCUCCUUCUCCCUUCACCCCACACCACCAAACACCAAGAUUUCCACCAUUUUGAUAAGAAUCAAAAGUACCCUCAAACAAAACCCAAUCUUUAUCUCCCUCUUUCUCCUCCUCUUUGCUCCCCCAUAGGGGCCACGUCUUUACUUUGCAUUGGAUAGCAAAAAGAAGAACAUGUCUUGCUCGAAUUUGACAAUGUUGGUGUCCUCAAAACCAUCUCUUUCUGACUCCUCUGCGCUUUCUUUCCGCUCUGCUGUCAGCCCUUUUCAGCUUCCUAACCAUAACUCAUCAGGCACUUCAAACCCCUCAAGAUCAUCAUCAGCCGCCACGGUUCGAUGCGGUCUCCGUGAUCUGCGUGAUCGAAUUGAUUCUGUCAAGAACACACAGAAGAUUACUGAGGCUAUGAAGCUUGUGGCUGCCGCUAAAGUCAGAAGAGCUCAAGAAGCGGUUGUGGGUGCUAGGCCUUUCUCCGAGACUUUGGUUGAGGUCCUUUACAACAUCAAUGAGCAGCUUCAAACAGAUGACAUUGACGUUCCCCUCACGAAAGUAAGACCUGUCAAGAAAGUGGCUUUGGUGGUUGUCACCGGUGACCGUGGUCUUUGUGGCGGUUUUAACAACUACAUCCUCAAAAAAGCUGAGGCCAGGAUUAAAGAUUUGAAAGCUCUUGGCCUUGAUUACGUUGUUAUCAGUGUUGGCAAAAAGGGUAAUUCUUAUUUCCUCCGCAGGCCUUACAUUCCUGUAGAUAAGUUUCUUGAAGGAAGCAACCUGCCCACUGCUAAAGAUGCUCAGGCCAUUGCUGAUGAUGUCUUCUCGCUUUUCGUGAGUGAAGAGGUCGACAAAGUUGAGCUUCUGUACACAAAGUUUGUGUCUUUAGUGAAAUCUGAGCCAAUUAUUCACACCCUGCUUCCAUUGUCACCGAAGGGAGAAAUUUGUGACAUCAACGGGAACUGUGUCGACGCAGCUGAAGACGAGUUCUUUAGGUUGACAACAAAGGAAGGGAAAUUGACAGUGGAAAGAGAUAUCAUGAGGACCAAGACAGCUGAGUUUUCAGCAAUCUUGCAAUUCGAGCAGGACCCUGUUCAGAUUCUUGAUGCCUUGCUGCCGCUUUACUUGAACAGUCAAAUCUUGAGGGCAUUGCAGGAGUCAUUAGCCAGUGAGCUGGCUUCUAGGAUGAGUGCCAUGAGCAGUGCAACAGAUAAUGCAUCCGAAUUGAAGAAGAACCUAUCUAGAGUAUACAACAGACAGCGUCAGGCAAAGAUUACAGGAGAAAUAUUGGAGAUUGUUGCUGGAGCAGAUGCUUUGGCUUAAGCAUACGAAGAUUCCCCUGCAAUUGUGCUUCUCUGUAGGUACAAUAAUGAAGUCCAGACAAUUUUUAUUUUCUGCUUCUCAACCUGGUACAAACUUUGUGCACAAGAAGAGAACCACAUUAUAUUUUGUACACAAGGCCGGACCAAACCUAUAUUUGUAUUUCAAUUUUUUCUGAUAUAUUUGUAAAACAUGAAUUAUUGAAAGCCUGAAAUUUUCACUUCCCCAAA
Messenger RNA from Capsicum annuum, 1725 nucleotides. RefSeq names its product ATP synthase gamma chain, chloroplastic. The record is from RefSeq and is a predicted model, not a curated record. The coding region runs from base 365 to 1498 and encodes 377 amino acids. Gene Ontology annotation, molecular function: proton-transporting ATP synthase activity, rotational mechanism. Gene Ontology annotation, cellular component: chloroplast thylakoid membrane. The transcript has a single exon. NCBI's taxonomy places the organism in Eukaryota, Viridiplantae, Streptophyta, Magnoliopsida, Solanales, Solanaceae. Gene Ontology annotation, biological process: proton motive force-driven ATP synthesis.